GUUUAACUCAUUAUCUUCCUACUCUUGGUUCUAUCAAUGGCUCUAAUCACACCACUUCACCGUAAACCCUCAACUCAGUCUCCACUUCUCACGAAACCAUGCUAUUAAACAUCUCUUCCUCUCCAAACUCUCAUCGAAAUCCUCACUUCCUCUCCACUUUCAACACUCCCACACCAUAUCUCAAAACCCAUCUCUCAAAAUCUCACCUUUACCCCAACCUCUCUGUUUUACCGAAACAGAGCAUCAAAAACAGAGCUUUCUUCAGAAACAAGAGAUGCCUAGACGUCAGGCCAAGAGCUCUCUCCGGAGUUGAUCUAGGAAGCUUCGAGUCCGUUCUUGAAGCCACUGCUGUCCUCACCGCGAUCGUCGUCGUCCACGAGUCCGGCCACUUCUUAGCCGCUACUCUUCAAGGGAUCCAUGUGAGUAAGUUCGCAAUAGGGUUUGGUCCUAUUUUAGCUAAGUUCGACUUCAAGAACGUAGAGUACUCUCUUAGGGCUUUCCCUUUAGGUGGUUUCGUUGGUUUCCCUGACAAUGAUCCCGACAGUGAGAUACCUAUCGAUGACAAGAAUCUUCUCAAGAACAGACCGGUUUUAGAUAGAUCGGUUGUAGUUUCAGCUGGAAUCAUCGCUAAUGUGAUCUUUGCUUACGUCAUAAUCUUUGUCCAAGUGUUAUCAGUUGGUUUGCCUGUUCAAGAAGCGUUCCCUGGUGUUCUUGUUCCCGAAGUUAAAACCUUCUCUGCUGCUUCCCGUGAUGGGUUACUUGCUGGUGACGUAAUCUUAGCUGUUGACGGCACUGAACUCUCUAAGACAGGACCUGACGCUGUCUCUAAAGUUGUUGACAUCGUUAAAAGAAACCCUAAGAGUGAUGUGUUGUUUAGAGUCAAAAGAGGGAGUAAAGAUUUUGAUUUUCGGGUCACGCCGGAUAAGAACUAUGAUGGGACAGGGAAGAUUGGUGUUCAGCUAUCUCCAAAUGUUAGAAUCACUAAGGUGAGACCGAGGAACAUACCUGAAACGUUUAGGUUUGCAGGGAAAGAGUUCAUGGGGCUGUCUUCUAAUGUCUUGAACGGUCUGAAGCAAACGUUCUUUAACUUCUCUCAGACGGCAAGUCAAGUAUCAGGUCCUGUAGCGAUCAUUGCAGUGGGAGCAGAAGUCGCGAGAUCAAACAUCGAUGGGCUUUACCAGUUUGCAGCGUUGUUGAAUAUCAACCUCGCGGUGAUCAAUCUGUUGCCGUUGCCUGCUCUUGACGGUGGAACGUUGGCGUUGAUAUUGUUGGAAGCGGUUAGAGGAGGGAGGAAGCUUCCUGUAGAGGUGGAACAAGGGAUAAUGUCUUCAGGGAUCGUGUUUGUGUUAUUCAUUGGAUUGUUUCUCAUCGUCAAGGACACACUUAGCCUUGAUUUUAUUAGGGAAAUGUUGUGAUUAUAUAUCUUUUGCCAAAAGAAAAAGUGUUUUGAGUAAUGUCUUUAGUGUGAAGAAGUUGAGAGCUUAAACAAAACACAAUUUGGUUUCCAAUACAAACGAAUUGAUGGUACAUAUCCCAUGUAAUAGCUCUACUCUGGUAUCCACUACUAAAAGAUGUUU
This is a messenger RNA of Eruca vesicaria subsp. sativa (arugula), 1577 nucleotides long. The record is from the annotation of a GenBank genome assembly. Lineage: Eukaryota; Viridiplantae; Streptophyta; Magnoliopsida; Brassicales; Brassicaceae.